GUCAUGGUCCCCGACGAUACUUCGGCUAGCACAGGCAUUAAUGGGGUAGUGGUAACCUGGGUCGUUGCCAUCGACCCGCCGGGGGUUCGAUUCCCUCUUAAUGCACUAGCAUUCUACUAUGUUUUUACUGCUCGGUUUUCUUUAACUCUUGUUUUCAAACUACAACAACUCGCUGCAUGCUGAGUGCAAAAGCCAAAGUUCUUCCAUAGGUUGGUUGGAGACUCUUGGGUUGGUAACCGUUGGUUACCUCGAAUCCAUGGGUGAUCGAACGCAAGCCUCUGCCACCAUAUUUCUACCAGCCAUCCUGAAAAUAUGUCCUUAAAUUUUAUUCCCCCGAGUUUCCUAUACAUCACGCCAUGUUCACCCAUCUAUUGGUGUUGCUUUGUGCAUCUGUCUCCAUGAUCGCGACACCUGCUCCCGAACCCAACGUUGUAGUCGUUGGCCAGAAUGUAGGAGGCUGCGCAUCGGGGUUCCCGACGUGUUGUGCUGCUGUCAGCGAUGAUUAUAGUUCAGGUACGGGGUGCACGACGGUUCCCACUGUGAAUGCAUGUGGUAAUUCAAUGACCGUACUCUGCUGCCAGGAUGCCAGCACUGUGGAGAUGAUCGGAGCAGCAGGGAAUUGCACUCGUUAGUUCUAAAGAUAUACCUGCUGUGUUUGUAAAAUUUUCGUGCCGUGACACGGUUGCAAGCGAAUGAUUUAUAGAAUGCCACCCACUAGACAAUCAAUUUAUUUCUUCG
Molecule: messenger RNA, 738 nt
Organism: Suillus fuscotomentosus
Lineage: Eukaryota; Fungi; Basidiomycota; Agaricomycetes; Boletales; Suillaceae
Exons: 4
Coding region: 357-632 (91 amino acids)
Source: RefSeq, a predicted model, not a curated record